UCCUGAGAGAGAGGGCAGGGAAAGUGGAUACGUCGGGUAUUCCUGGGCUCGGCUUUCCUCGGGUAAGCGGGGACCGAGUGUGCUCCCCAGGCUCCGCUUCGGAGGACGCACAGACACGUUUUGCAAUGCCAAAACGUCAAUUGGCGGGCAACAUCGGCGGAAACGUCAUUAACAGGGCCGGAGAGAAGACGCAACCCCAGAUCGAACGUUCCGAGGGGAGAAAAGAGUGAGCGGAGUUAGGGCGGCGAAAGGGUCUCUCUUCAGCCCGCGAAAGCGCCUGCAUUUUAAGAGUAGCGGGCUUCGAGAUCAAUUGCUAGGAGGUUCAAUCCAAUUAACCCCUCCAUCGCGGGGCCACUCAAUUGCAUUCCCGGUUUUAAUUUUUUUUUUUCAUUGCGCCCGUCACCGUUUUCGGCGCGCAGCAGCCAUGUCGGCCUCUGCACGUCUUACAGCCAGCCUCUGCCGGAGGGCCGCGGCAGGCCCCGCGCCGGCGUCGACAAUACGAUUGCGACAGGCCCGCGGUAUCAGGAGCUUGUCUUCGGCCACGCCGAGCCGGUUUCGUCGACGUCCUGAUGUGCGGUCGACACACGCCGGCGCCCUCGCCACGCGAGCCACCCGGAGACACCUGUCGACGACCCCCGCGCGACUCUACGCCGAGGCCGAUGACUCCUUCGAUCCCGCGAGCAUUGAGCGCGAGAGUGACCAAGUCGACGUCUGUAUCGUAGGUGGUGGCCCCGCGGGCCUGUCGGCGGCCAUCCGGCUGAAGCAGCUAGCGAACGAAGCGGGCAAUGAGGAUUUCAGGGUGCUGCUGCUUGAGAAGGCUGGCGAGCUCGGGGCGCACAUCCUGUCGGGCGCUGUGAUCCAGCCAACGGCGAUCAACGAACUCAUACCCGACUGGCUCGAUGAGCAAAACGAGAACCGCUUCACCGGCGCGACGCCCGCCGGCAAGGACAGCAUGCGCUUCCUGACGAAAAGCAUGGCGAUCCCGGUGCCUACCCCGCCGCAGAUGAACAACCAUGGGAAUUACAUCAUCAGCCUGAACGAGUUUACAAAGUGGCUCGGCGAGCGCGCGGAGGAGGUCGGCGUCGAGGUGUACCCCGGCUUUGCCGCGAGCGAGGUGCUCUUCGGGCCCGACGGGAGUGUCACGGGCGUGGCGACCAACGAUCUCGGCAUUGGGCGCAACGGGAAGCCCAAGGAUACCUUUGAGCGGGGUAUGGAGUUCCACGCGCGCGUCACCCUGUUCGGCGAGGGUUGCCACGGCAGCCUGAGCAAGCAGGUCAUCAAGAAGUUCGACCUGCGACGAGACAGCCAACCGCAGACGUACGGGUUGGGAAUCAAGGAGGUGUGGGAGGUGCAGCCGGAGAAGUUCAAGAAGGGCGAGAUCACGCACUCGAUGGGCUGGCCACUUCCCUACGACACUUACGGUGGCGCCUGGAUGUACCACUUUGGCGACAACCUCGUCAGCAUCGGCCAGGUCGUCGCGCUCGACUAUUCCAACCCGUGGCUGUCCCCUUACGGCGAGUUCCAAAAGCUCAAGCAGCACCCGCUGUACCGCAACGUGCUCGAGGGUGGCAAGUGCAUCUCGUACGGGGCGCGCGCCCUCAUCGAGGGGGGUUUCCAGUCGAUCCCCAAGGUCGCCUUCCCCGGCGGCGCUCUGAUCGGCGACUCGGCCGGGUUCGUCAACGUGCCCAAGGUCAAGGGCACGCACAACGCCAUGAAGUCGGGCAUGCUCGCGGCCGAGGCCGCCUGGAACGCGCUCAAGGAGAGCUCCGACUCGGGUGCCGUCUUCCUCUACGAGUACGAGGACGCGCUCCGCAAGUCGUCCAUCUGGAAAGAGCUCAAGGAGGUCCGCAACAUGCGGCCUUCGUUCCACAACCCGCUCGGCGUGUACGGCGGCAUGCUCUACUCCGGGCUCGAGGCCUUCGUCCUCAAGGGCCGCGUGCCCUGGACGCUGCGCCACAAGGUGCCCGACCACGCGGCCACCAAGAGGGCCGACGAGUGCAAGAAGAUCGAGUACCCCAAGCCCGACGGCAAGCUCACCUUUGACAUCCUCACCAGCGUCUCGCGCACCGGCACCAACCACGAGGAGGACCAGCCCGUGCACCUGCAGGUCAAGGACUGGGACAAGCACACCGCCGAGACGUGGCCGCCCUUCAAGGGGCUAGAGAACCGCUUCUGCCCGGCCGGCGUGUAUGAGUACGUCGAGGACGCGUCCAAGCCGGAGGGCGUGCGGUUCCAGAUCAACGCGCAAAACUGCAUCCACUGCAAGACGUGCGAUAUCAAGGCCCCCAACCAGGACAUCAACUGGCAGGUGCCCCAGGGCGGCGAGGGUCCCAAGUACUACAUGACUUGAGCGGGCUCCGGGGGGGAGGGGAUGUGUAAUGUGCGUUCCUGUCGUCUUAAGACGUGUAGCAAACCGCAUGCGUGCAUAAGAGACCGAGUCGGUGGUGUUUCGGGUGCUUCCUGUUUUCAGUGAUAGACUUGAGUGGCUACAAGGGUUUGAACUUUGUUUGGAGUGCUGUGCGUUGGUGGUAGUUUUGCGAACUGUAUUGGAACCGCGAGAACCUUGAGAACGGGGAGUUUGGUACGUAUUACUAGUAUAUAUACAAAGGACCCCGACAGGCCGAGUGUGGGUCGUUUCGAUAUCUUCAACAGAGACGGAAAUGGAAAAACAUUGUUCAAAACAGUUAAUAGGCCACAGAAUGGGGUUUCUGAAACGCGGGCCGGUCAUCGGAGUUGCCAAAAC
Thermothelomyces thermophilus ATCC 42464 is the source of this 2743-nucleotide messenger RNA. RefSeq lists its product as uncharacterized. NCBI's taxonomy places the organism in Eukaryota, Fungi, Ascomycota, Sordariomycetes, Sordariales, Chaetomiaceae. The record is from RefSeq and is a predicted model, not a curated record. The coding region runs from base 425 to 2350 and encodes 641 amino acids. Gene Ontology annotation, biological process: electron transport chain. The transcript has 2 exons. Gene Ontology annotation, cellular component: mitochondrial inner membrane. Gene Ontology annotation, molecular function: iron-sulfur cluster binding; electron-transferring-flavoprotein dehydrogenase activity.